AUGUCUGCCAUCUCCGACGUGGUACCGACUGUAGAAGCCUCGAGCCGCGAGGCUCUCAGUAUUUUAGAGGCGGAUAUCACAGACACAGCUAUCGCUGUUGACUCUGCGCUGCUACAACACCUGAUUUCCAAGUUCGAAAGAAUACUCAACGACUUUCAUGACAAGUACUCCGGGGAAGACAUGCAAAAUCUUUUCCUCGGCCUGUCUGAACGCUCCUUGAGCCUAUCUACGCUGCAGACACAGGCGAGCGACGAACGCGAUGUACGCGUGCCUCGUAGACUUCAGAGCCACAUAGAGCGCCUCAUUUCCCUUGAAUCUGAGUCGGAUUAUCUGCGGCUACAAGUCGAGCACAGUUCUGCAUCAUUGUCUAUGUUAUUCAUGCCUCAGGAUGCGGCCCGACAAUUGUUUAUCAGGCCACUGAUCGAUCUUCCUGAAGACUUCACGCAAGGCCUAGCUGAAGCCGGAAAAGUACUGUCCGAUAUCAACCGGAUGACCGUGGAACGUCGACGGCUCCGCAAUGAGAUGGUAACACUCUUGAAUCGGGCGUCUGCAGAAUUGGCUGCAGCGGACGACGGACCGCCGCAACCUGCGAGGAACGGAAUCAUCCAACAACACUUUGCUCAGCUGCGGGGCAUCAGACAGGUCCUGACAACUCAGCGUGAACAGUUGGAGGUUUUGAAGAAGAUGCUUGUGAUUGAAUUCGAUUCCUUGGUCGCUACCCCAAAGUUUCUCCGGGAUCAGGCUGGUACGCCUAUCAGCGUAGUCGAUCUCAGAACUGCCCUCCAGGCAUUCAUCGACCUCUGCCGGGGCGCUCGGGCACACAGCAGGGGCUGCGAUCGCGCAAUCAGCCACAGCGAGGAGCUGCUGGAUCUGUUAAACAGAGGUACCUAUGAAGACUGA
This is a messenger RNA of Fomitopsis serialis, 900 nucleotides long. RefSeq lists its product as uncharacterized. NCBI's taxonomy places the organism in Eukaryota, Fungi, Basidiomycota, Agaricomycetes, Polyporales, Fomitopsidaceae. The record is from RefSeq and is a predicted model, not a curated record. The coding region runs from base 1 to 900 and encodes 299 amino acids. The transcript has 6 exons.